AUGGAGCUUAAGGCAGCUCUCGAGCAUCCCGAGGGACCCGAAGCCUACGAGUCGUCUCUUCCCGUUCAUCAGGACGGUACUUGCAAUGGUCUGCAACACUAUGCCGCGCUCGGUGGUGAUUUGGCAGGUGCCAAGCAGGUCAACCUGUCGCGUGGUGAGAGGCCUGCGGACGUCUACUCGGGUGUCGCUGAUCUGGUCAUCAAGGUGCUCGAUGAAGAGGCCGCAAAAGGCGAUCGUCUCGCCAGCAUCCUUCUAGGCAAAGUCACACGCAAGGUGGUCAAGCAGACCGUUAUGACCACCGUCUACGGUGUCACCUUCAUUGGCGCUAAGAACCAAGUCAUGCGACAGCUCGCCGAUCGAGGUGAUGUGCCCGCUGAAGAUCUCUUUGCCGCCGCCAGCCACCUCGCCAAGGUCAUCAUGUCGUGCAUUGGCAACCUCUUCUCGGGUGCACAAAAGAUUCAGGAUUGGUUGAGCUUCUCGGCCAAGGUGAUCGCCAAAUCGAUCCCCGCUCAGAGACUUGAGGAGGCAACGCGACCCUACACCCCCAGCGAAGCCAGCUUGAAGCGCGCCGAUGCUCGUGGCUUCUCCCGAGACCCUGCCAAGGCGGACCGCAUCGUUAAGGAGCAGAUGACCUCGGUCAUCUGGACCACCGCCCUCGGCCUGCCCGUGGUUCAGCCGUACCGCAAGAGCAAGAAGAAGCAGGUCUCGACGGCUAUGCAGACCGUCUUCAUUCACGAUCCGCUCUCGAACUCGGAAGUGUCGCCCGCUAAGCAGGCCUCUGCCUUCCCGCCCAACUUCAUCCACAGUCUCGACGCCACGCAUAUGAUCCUCACCGCGCUCGAGUGUCACGCUGCCGGCCUCACGUUUGCAUCGGUGCAUGACUCGUACUGGACGCACGCUGCCGAUAUCGACACCAUGUCGGACAUGAUCCGCGAGACGUUUGUGCGACUUCAUUCGCAGGACAUUCUGCAUCGUCUGCGCGAAGAAUUCCUUCAGCGCUACGCAGGAUACAAGGUGCCCGUCGUCUCGCUCCAAAGUGCCACUCGUAAGAGAUCGCGAGCCACGACGACCGACGUAGCGGCCGCUGGCCUCUCGUCAUCGCCGAACGAGGCGCUGCUUGCGAUGCCCGAGGACCAGCUGGCCAAGCUGCAAGGCGAGAUGGGCGAUGUUGUGCUUGCUAGUCCUUCCCAGUCUUCUGCUGCGGAAAGCGAUGCCGAAGCGGAUGAGGGAUCCGACGAGCUGGCUGCCGGUGAAGAGGACCUCGCCAUCGAGGCCGAGCUGGGUCAAGACGUUGCUGAAGCUGAAGUUCCUGUCUCCAAAAAGAAGCCGACACGCAAAACCAAAAUGGACAAGGACGCAGAGUGGGAGACCAAGUUCAAAGCCAAGUUUGUCGAUCUCGCCGACAUUCUGCCGCCCAUCCCCGCCAAAGGCUCGUUCGACGUCAACGAAAUCAAAGGCUCGCUGUAUUUCUUCUCCUAA
Molecule: messenger RNA, 1479 nt
Organism: Sporisorium graminicola
Lineage: Eukaryota; Fungi; Basidiomycota; Ustilaginomycetes; Ustilaginales; Ustilaginaceae
Exons: 1
Coding region: 1-1479 (492 amino acids)
Biological process (GO): mitochondrial transcription
Cellular component (GO): mitochondrial DNA-directed RNA polymerase complex
Molecular function (GO): DNA-directed RNA polymerase activity; mitochondrial promoter sequence-specific DNA binding
Source: RefSeq, a predicted model, not a curated record